AUGUCCUCAGCGGCGGCGGCGGCGGGGCUCCUGGCCGGCCGGAGGGCCGGCGGCCGGCGGCGGGGAGCGGGGUCCUGGGGCCGCCGCCGCUACUCGUCGGCUCCCGGGGGCGGGGAGGAGACAGGAGGCGGGGUCUGGGGCGGGGACGGGGCGGCGGGGCGUGUCCGGGAGGCGGGGGCCUCCGGACGCUUGGACCGGGGGUGGAAGGCGGGGCUUUGUCGAGGCGCGGGCCGGGAGGCCCAGGCCCUUUUCCAAAUUUCAGGAGCCGGCGGUUUGCGCUCGGAGGCACCCGGAGGGGCUUGGAUGUCCAUACACGUGUCCGUACGGAGCAGAAUGCCUUUAUUAGACUCCCACUGCGUGCUCUUAGAGGCUCGGGAGAGCAAAGUUAGACCCACCGAGUCUGGGGAAUUAAGCGUCUCUUUUGCAAGGCUUCCAAGGGACGCUAUUCCCUCUCCAAGCGUUGCAGCAAAUCCCCAGGAGGGCUUAGCUCUGGGUAUUGUAGUUGCCACUUCCAAAGACUCACCUGGUGAAGGAGAUCGGGUUACCUACCUGCUCGGGCUCUUUUUCCAGCAGCAGAGCAAAGCCUCUUUCCCACUAGAUACAAAUUAGGACAACAGACAUUGUUGGGAUCUUUGGAGACAGACUCUGAGAUGGGAGUCAACAUAGAGGAAGAGGAUCCAAGAGAUGGAGAGAGUGAACCUGGUCUUGAUUAGCUCAUGUGAGACCCUGUAUUGAGCCAUUCUGAAAACCAGCACUCAGUGUGGGUCAGGUUUUCAGUCACUUGCCCACAGCAUCCUGACUACCUCAUGCAGGAAGCCAACUCUACCUGCUAGACAUUGCCAUCAGCAUCAGUCACUGGUCCCAGGUAAAUCAUGACUGAGGAAGUGAAGCAUUG
Nannospalax galili (Upper Galilee mountains blind mole rat) is the source of this 895-nucleotide messenger RNA. RefSeq lists its product as uncharacterized. The transcript has 3 exons. The coding region runs from base 1 to 609 and encodes 202 amino acids. Lineage: Eukaryota; Metazoa; Chordata; Mammalia; Rodentia; Spalacidae. The record is from RefSeq and is a predicted model, not a curated record.